CAAUGGAUUACCGAUAGGAAUGUUGAUAAUUUUUAUAUAUAUACGCUUUUGGGUUAUAUAAAUGAAAUAAAUGGAUUACCGGUACGAAUGAUGAUAAUUUUUUACAUAUAUACAAUUUUAUGUUAUAUAAAGCACACAUUUUCUUCUUGCUAAUUUUUUUAAUGGUAGAUCAAAUUCUCUUAAGUUCCAAUUUUUCCAAGGCAUCGAACUGCAAAAAAAUAAUAACUAAUAAUAAUAUAAAAAGGCAUCUUUGAUUAACCAACCAUUCAAGGUAAUAACUAAUAAUAAUAUAAAAAGCAUCUUUGAUUAACCAACCAUUCUUAAUCUUGAAAAAUCAAUUUAACUAUCCAUCCAAGUGGUGGAGCUAGGUUGAACCUAGAAGGGGCUAUAAUUCACAUCAACAUCGAAAUAUAAUAGUAAGUAAGGCUUUAACUCCCCCUUCUUAAUUACCAAAUUUUGAACCAACACUCUUCGUUCAAAUUUCUGCCCUAUCACUGACCAUCCUAUUCAUGUGACCGUAAAAAUAUAAAGAAUGAACUAUAAUCAAAAGUUUAACCAUGGCUUAUUAUCUUUUAUGGUACCGGGGCAAUUACAAUUGGGUGGUUAGUAGGAAAAGCAGCAAAUUGCAACGCGCAUGAAGGAAAGAAUGCAUGUACCAAUUCUUGGUCACACAGUUAGAAUAUAAUAAUAAUUACACUCACAUUUCUGAUGUCUCCCUAGAAAUAAGUAAAUACUAAAUACUUAUCUAAAUUAAAGGAAAAGAUUAAAGGAUCCUAUCCUAUCGUACUCUGCACAGGAGCCAACAAAAAAACAAAAAAAAAAUUAAGUGCCUCCGGGAUUACAACCUCCUGAUAGUAUUGUUUGAUUACUAUUAUUUUCAACUUAAGACUUUACAAACUAUAAUUGUAUGGACUUUUUUUUUUUUUUUGACAAGAUAAUUGUAUGGACUUUUAGAUGAUUAUUAGUCCUGAGAUUCGAACAUAAAGUGUGGUAAACUUUAUUCUUGCACAUAAUGACUAGACCUUAAAAUUAACUAUAUGUUUUCCAUGACAUAUAUUGUUGAAUAUUCUUGAAGAGAAAAAACAUAAAAUUGAGAAUGCCUCAAUGUGUGGUUAUUGAAUUAGCUACAUAUAGCAUUUCAACAACAACAAAACCGCUACAAAAUAAUCCGCUAAGUUUAGUCUCAGAAAUAUUCGUGCAUUCAUCAUUCUCGCUAAAUAGUCUAAUAAUAAGAAGACAAAAAGCUCAAAUUAGCCAAAAUUCCCACACCAUCCAACUUCAUCAUUUAUCAAAUAAAUCACCAAAAUUCUUCCACAGACUGCCUUACGUAUAUUGAAGGAAGCCUCACAGAUAUCUAUAGUCAACCAUACCCGGACACAUUUUGGUGAAAAAAAGGAGAUCAAACAAAAGGGUUGUAAUACCAGCACCUGGAAACGCCGUUCUCAAGGUUCAUUCCUUCGUCUCACUUCUUUUCAUUUCAUGAUUUAAGUAUAUUCAAUACUUACUGCAAUGUUCUGUAACAUUGAAUGUGGGGUAUAUACAACAGAAUAAAUGGGUGGGACAGAAGAGUCAGAGAAGAAACCUGAUAGCGAAGAGGAACACAAGGAGGAUGAGAAUGAUCACCAGCAGGAUGAGGAGGGAAAGAAGAAGAAGAAGAAGAAGAAGAAAGACAAAGAAGGUAAAGAUAAGGAUAAGGAAGAAGAUGGUGAUGGGCACCAAGAGAAGAAGAAGAAGAAUCCUGAAGAUAAGAAGGAUUCUUCGAAGCUCAAGGCCAAGCUCCAAAAAAUAGAGACCAAGAUGCAGGAACUGGCCCUCAAGAAGGAAGAGAUCCUCAAGCUUAUCCAUGAAGCUGAAACUAACCCUAAUCCUGAACCCCCAACCGAGGAUCACUAAGUCUUAACAUGAUGUAUUAUAGCAAUGUUUUUAAUCAACUCAUAAUAAACUUGUACUAAUUAAUCAAUUCUCAGAUCUCACCCCUACAAACUGCAGAUAAUAUUGGUGGGGCAAACCUAGCUAGACUUGCAUCAGUCACUCAUCUGCAUGUAAGUUUCCUUUUUUUUUUUUUUUUUUUUUGUAAUUGUAGAGAUAAAUCAAGAAUCAAUACUAUGGAAAGAUGAUUUCAAGAUAUUUUCCUGCCAAGUUGAAACUUGUGGAUAUUUUCACUUGUUGACGUAUCGAAUUGGACGGUAAGAAAAGAAUGUUGGAUGACCGUAGAUUUGUGAGUUUGAAUAUAUGAUUGUCGCCUGCAAACGUAACUUGGUAAAAUAAUAUGAACAAACUAUACAUUUCAUGAGACAUGAGGCAUAUCAUCAAAUAAUUCAUGACAAACAUUCUUUAAUCACCGUGAAAAUUGAUAGAUUGAUACAUAAAAUCUAUGGUUUUAGGUUACUAUUGAUUAAGAGGUUAUUUUGUAAAUAACGAUAAGUUCAGUGG
Messenger RNA from Linum trigynum, 2433 nucleotides. NCBI's taxonomy places the organism in Eukaryota, Viridiplantae, Streptophyta, Magnoliopsida, Malpighiales, Linaceae. The record is from the annotation of a GenBank genome assembly.